Molecule: messenger RNA, 633 nt
Organism: Cyphellophora attinorum
Lineage: Eukaryota; Fungi; Ascomycota; Eurotiomycetes; Chaetothyriales; Cyphellophoraceae
Exons: 1
Coding region: 1-633 (210 amino acids)
Source: RefSeq, a predicted model, not a curated record
AUGGACGUUGACUCUGAACUAGUGACCACCGAAGAACUGGCCCGGUUGAUCGUGGACGCCUCGGUCGUUGCGGAGGACUCGGAAGCAACGGCUGUCUCCAGAGCAAUAGUGCGUGGCGGCACGCUCGUCGCUGUCCAGGCGCUGGUGGUGCUAGAGUCAGGUGUCGGGAUGGCUGUUGGCUUUUGUGGUGACUUAGAGUCUGUCGGUAUAGAUGGUGAAGGACCUGUAGGCGACACACUACCUUCCACGGGCACAGUAAAGGGUUUCCCAGUCGAGGAAGCCGCGGAAACUAUCUCGAUCGGCGUCGAUGGUACUGUUGUCGCAGCAGCUGUGAAACUCUCCGACGAUGGUAAUGACAGCAUCGAAGAAGUCACAGAUGUCCCACCCUCGGCUGUCACAGAGGUCUCGGCCCAGCAUUCUGGCGACUCGGCCCAGGUCCCGCAGCCUGUUAUGGUGGUAACGGAUGGAGGUGCCUCUGUGAUGCCGAUAGAAGUCGGCGGAAUAACCAGGCGAGCUGCCAACAAACGUGAAAGUGGUCCCUGGAACCUCAUCCUCGGUAGAGUGGAUCUGGCACAUAUGCUGGCUGAUGAGUUGUAUACGCCACCGACACCGCUGCCUGAGAGCCUUUUGUAG